CCUUAUUUCCCUCCAUACCCAUAUUUUUUUUUCUGGCGGGAAACCGAUAUCCAACUCUCACAGAAAAGAAAUGGCGGAACAACAACGAGAAGACGAGCCGAGUCUGGUUCAAUUAGAGGAAGAGUACACAGUGUGGAAGAAGAACUCGCCGUUCCUCUACGAUUUGAUCAUAUCCCACCCUAUCGAAUGGCCGUCUCUCACUGUCCAAUGGGUCCCACAACCGCCCACCCACACCUCGGAUUCAUCUUUCGCCGUUCAAAAACUCGUCUUCGGGACCCACACUUCCUCGGGUGUCCCUAAUUUUCUCAUGGUCGCCGAUGCUCACCUUCCUAGCAAAGCUUCUGAAGCCAACAUCAAUGGCGAUGCCGAAAACCCCAUCACACCUAAGGUGGAGGUGACGCAGAAGAUACGUGUUGAUGGAGAAGUGAAUAGGGCACGGUGUAUGCCACAGAACCCGGUAGUUGUGGGUGCAAAGACAAGUGGGUGUGAUGUGUAUGUAUUUGAUUGUGGCAAGCAAUUGGAGAAGCAACAAGGGGGUGACUGUGAGCCUGAUUUGAGGUUAAGGGGUCAUGAUAUGGAAGGAUAUGGGUUGUCUUGGAGUCCCUGUAAGGAGGGAUACCUCUUGAGUGGCUCGCACGACUGUAAGAUAUGUAUGUGGGAUGUGUCUGCUGCGGCUCAAGAUAAGGUGCUUGAUGCAUUGCAUGUUUACAAGGCUCAUGAAAUGUUGGUGGAAGAUGUAUCCUGGCAUUCAAAGAAUGAAAAUUUGUUUGGGUCUGUGGGGGACGAUUGUCAUUUGAUGAUUUGGGACUUGCGCACAAACCAACCCCAACAAUCUGUCAAAGCUCACGAGAGAGAGGUGAACUAUCUUUCUUUCAAUCCUUACAAUGAAUGGAUAUUGGCUACAGCAUCUUCAGAUACCACCAUUGGUCUCUUUGAUACAAGGAAGCUAAGCGUGCCACUGCAUGUUUUAAGCAGUCACACGGAGGAAGUCUUCCAGGUAGAAUGGGACCCUAAUCAUGAAACCGUGCUGGCAUCAUCUGCUGAUGAUAGAAGGUUGAUGGUUUGGGAUCUUAACAGGAUUGGAGAUGAGCAAUUAGAGGGAGAUGCUGAAGAUGGUCCUCCAGAGCUUCUAUUUUCCCACGGGGGUCACAAGGCAAAGAUAUCAGAUUUCUCAUGGAAUAAGUAUCAACCAUGGGUCAUUGCGAGUGUAGGCGAUGACAACACUGUUCAGGUCUGGCAAAUGGCUGAGAGUAUAUAUCGAGAAGACGAUGAUGACGUGCAAGAUGCUGAUGACUAAUUAUGGAUGUGGUCCGUUGCUCUAAAGUCAAUCUUUCACUUAGAGUUUUAGGUGGAAUAGGCAAUCUUUUACUUUCAGUUUCAGUUAUAGUUGCGAGAUUUAGGUGGAAACCAUAUUUUCAACUUUUGCUUGAAAUGAUCACCAAACUUGAAAAUUCUGUAGAUUCUGGAUUCCUUAAUAUAUUGACGUGUGGUAACAUUGUCAGUUUGGAACCAUCUUAGGUGUUGUGUCUUUUGGGUCAGAACAUCUUGGGGUUCCAUACUGUAGUGAUAAUUCUGUAUGUUCUUUUGAUUUA
Messenger RNA from Quercus robur (English oak), 1592 nucleotides. Its product is annotated as WD-40 repeat-containing protein MSI3-like. Gene Ontology annotation, cellular component: nucleus. Bases 71 to 1297 code for a protein of 408 amino acids. Gene Ontology annotation, molecular function: histone binding. The transcript has 6 exons. NCBI's taxonomy places the organism in Eukaryota, Viridiplantae, Streptophyta, Magnoliopsida, Fagales, Fagaceae. Gene Ontology annotation, biological process: regulation of gene expression. The record is from RefSeq and is a predicted model, not a curated record.